Actinia tenebrosa (Australian red waratah sea anemone) is the source of this 2538-nucleotide messenger RNA. RefSeq names its product purine nucleoside phosphorylase LACC1-like. The record is from RefSeq and is a predicted model, not a curated record. NCBI's taxonomy places the organism in Eukaryota, Metazoa, Cnidaria, Anthozoa, Actiniaria, Actiniidae. Gene Ontology annotation, molecular function: copper ion binding.
AAGCAUGACAACAACAGCAGCAACAGCAGCCAUCAUUGUACUUGGAUGUCGCAUAAAUCCAGAUGGCACAGCAUCCGCAAUGAUGAAACACAGAGUACAGGAAGCAGCCAAAGUGUACCAGUCACUCUUAAAUGACGACAAAUCACACCCAUGGGUGAUAUUCACUGGGUACCAGCCUCAUGGUGAUGAUAAUAAGAAARCAACCGAGGCUAAAGCGAUGUCUAGCUACAACGAGGAGGAAGGGCUUAUUCCUGCAGAUCAUACUGUCCUSGAAGAGAAGGCUGAAACUACUGCUGGAAAUGCCUACUGGUCUCGUGUGAUUAUUGAUGAUUURGGAAUUGAGGAAGUUCAUGUGGUUACAAAUGAGUUUCAUGUAAAGAGAUCUAAAGUCAUUUUUGAACAGCUAUAUCCAUCAGAAACCUACAAGCUGUAUUAUCACGCUGCUGAGCAACAAUUAGAUGAUGAAACCCAAAAAAGAAGCAGCGAGAGAGAAGAAAAACUUAUGCAUCAGAUAGAUUUUGACAUUUCAGAGGUUGUCAGGAAGAUCAAAGAAUCACCAGAUGGAAAGCCGAUAACAAUUUUAAAUUCUCCCAUCAUCAGCGACGAGGUCUUCAAUCAUGGUUUCACUACAAGGUUUGGAGGAGUUUCUACCCAUGAAACACUUUCUUCCUUAAAUCUUGUUAACCCAAAAAGAUGAGACCCACUAGUUAAUAUAAUGGAAAAUAGACAACGCUUAGCACAUGCAUGCAAAUACAUGCCGCAAGGAUUCCACAUGGCAAAAUGUGUACAUGGUACAGGAGUUUGGGUGGUCGGUGAUGAAGAACCUGAUAGCUACGAUGCCUUGGUCACUAACCAAGUAUAUGUUACUGUUGCUGCUCCUGGUGCCGAUUGCACUAUUGUGCUGUUCUGUGAUCCUAUCAAUAAGAUUUGUGGUGCUGCACAUUCAGGCUGGAGAGGCACACUUGCCAAAAUCAGCCAUGCCGUCCUUGACGUCAUGACYAAACGAUUCUCAUGUCAAAUAAAGAACAUUUAUGUGGCUGUUGGGCCAAGCAUAGGACCAUGCUGUUUUGAGGUUGGCGAAGAUGUUGCAGAACAGUUUGCUGGCAUCAGUAAAGAUGUAGUUGUGAGAAAGGAAAAUGCACCAAAACCGUUUGUUGACCUGCRCAAGACAACGAGAAUUCUUCUUGAAGAGUAUGGAGUUAAACCAGAAAAUAUUGAUGACAACACAAGUAAAAUAGAUGGUGUUGAGGAAAGUCAACGUGUUACCCAAUGUACAUAUUGUGACCAAGAGAAAAGGUUCUUCUCCUACAGAAGAGAUGGUGCACAAUAUGGCACUCAGAUUGGUUUUAUAUCUGCUGUAGCAUCAUCACAAAAUAAAGAUUCUAAAGGAAAAUGUCGAGUAGCAUGAUUAGACCUAUACAGCGCUUCCAGUAAUAUCAUCUUCUCUGGGAAGAUCUAAAUAAAACCACAAUAAAAAUGAUAAUAUAAAAAUAUAAACUUUUUCAAAUUAAAAACAUUGCAAUUUGUAUUGGAAAUCACACAAUCUUGAGUGCAAUCCGAAAUUUAUGGGUAUGGGGGAAAAAUUUUUAUUUUUAAGGUUUUGCAAAAUCUGAUUUGGACAUACAAUGUUAUAGCCACUAUACUUCAAAUACUUCCAUGUACUAAAAGAUUCUUUGGCUCUGAAUGUAAUCAAGAUUUAUGCUAUCCUUUAGGAUGAGAAAGGGAUCAUUUCUCUGCAUAUUAUUGACAAAAUAUAACCUAUAUGUUAAGUGUAUGCUACAUCGAGUGUAUAAGCAGAUUAAAAAAUCUGCCUCAGUUGGGUUCUCGUCUAGCAAACGAGAGGUCAGUGGUUUGAGUCCUGYGAGAACCCAACUGAGGCAGAUUUUUUAAUCUGCUUAUACACUCGAUGUAGCAUACACUUAACAUUUAGAUCUUUACUGAGUGACAAAAACACAUUUCAUAAAAUAUAAUCUGUCAAAGAACAGUUAAUAUGCCAUUUGCUAAAAAAAUGGAUUUGAGGAUAUAAUUUGCAGAUAAACUUAGUGAAAAUAAAUUUUAAUAACAGUAACAUUUUUAUAACCUCUGGAUAAUUAUUAAUAACAUUUAACAUAUAAUAAUCUCUAAAAUAUAAUAUCUAUCAAUGUUUGUACUAUUCUUUGUGGUUGUUUUAGGGGACAAAAUAGUUACUAUAUUGAAAAAUAUUGCGCCUAGGCAGCCCCACAAUGCUAACUACCUAGUUUUUUUCUCAACCUCGGAACUAAUAUGYUUCAAUAUCCAAUACUAGGUCUGAGUUAAGAUCUUUCCUUGCAACUGUCUUGCACAACAUGCUGACGACACAAAUUGCUUUGAGAAAUCGACCGUACAGCUUGCUUGCAAUUGUAAAUGGCAGCUAAAACUUGGCAUAAGCAUGUUGCGUGCAACUGAUGUGAGGAAAGAUUUCGACCUAACCAAACCUCAGGAUUAAUAUCUAUAUGAAGCUUAACUUAGAAAAGUUUCUUGUCAUAAUAUUAGCAAUAAAAUAAAAGUAAAUUGGAGAUA